Molecule: messenger RNA, 6793 nt
Organism: Tyto alba (common barn owl)
Lineage: Eukaryota; Metazoa; Chordata; Aves; Strigiformes; Tytonidae
Gene: WDR7
Product: WD repeat domain 7
Exons: 29
Coding region: 38-4594 (1518 amino acids)
Cellular component (GO): cytoplasm
Molecular function (GO): protein binding
Source: RefSeq, a predicted model, not a curated record
GGUUGUUCUUUGUAGACUGAAUUCUUCAGCUGUUAAAAUGAGCUUGUGGUAUUUUCUGAAAAUGAAGUUUUUAAUGAAGGCACUGCGGUACCAUAAUAAAAAGCUAGAAGGAAAGAGGAGUGAAAGCAAAAUGGCAGGAAACAGCCUGGUUCUGCCCAUCGUGCUGUGGGGCCGCAAAGCCCCCACGCACUGCAUAUCCACCCUGCUGCUCAUGGAGGACGCAUCCAUGAUCGUCACGGGAUGCCACGAUGGACAGAUCUGUCUCUGGGACCUCUCCUUGGAUUUAGAGAUUAAUCCCAGAGCUCUGUUAUUUGGUCAUACAGCCUCAAUUACUUGUUUAUCAAAGGCCUCUGCUUCCAGUGAAAAGCAGUAUAUAGUGAGCGCAUCGGAAAGCGGGGAGAUGUGUCUGUGGGAUGUGAAUGAUGGGAGAUGCAUAGAGUUUACUAAACUAGCCUGUACACAUACUGGCAUACAGUUCUAUCAGUUUACAGUGGGGACUCAGCGUGAAGGGAGACUAUUAUGCCACGGACAUUAUCCAGAAAUUCUUGUUGUGGAUGCUACCAGCCUUGAAGUUCUUUAUUCUUUAUUGUCCAAGAUAUCUCCUGACUGGAUCAGCUCCAUGACUAUCAUUCGAUCCAACAGAACACAAGAGGAUACCGUUGUAGCAGUUUCAGUGACUGGCAUCCUGAAAGUGUGGAUAAUAACCUCUGAAGUUAGUCGAAUGCAGGAUACAACACCAGUAUUUGAAGAGGAGUCAAAACCUAUUUAUUGUCAAAACUGUCAAAGCAUUUCUUUCUGCGCGUUCACCCAGCGGUCGUUGCUGGUAGUGUGUUCCAAAUACUGGAGGGUUUUUGAUGCUGGAGAUUAUUCCCUUUUGUGUUCAGUCCCUAGUGAAAACGCUCAGACCUGGACUGGUGGUGACUUUGUGUCGGCUGAUAAAGUGAUUGUAUGGACAGAAGAUGGACAAAGUUUCAUAUAUAAAUUACCAGCCAGCUGCCUCCCAGCUAGUGAUUCAUUUCGCAGAGAUGUGGGGAAAGCAGUAGAAAAUUUAAUUCCACCUUUAUUGUACAGUGUGUUGGACAGAGCAGACAAACAGCUACUAAUAUGUUCUCCAGUUACUCGAUUCUUCUAUGGACAUAGGGAGUUUUCCUAUAAGCUGUUAAUCCAAGGAGACUCUUCAGGGACGCUGUGUAUUUGGAGUGUGCCUGAUACCCUUGAACAACAAGAUAGUGCAAAAGGACUGCAAACAACAACUUCAAUAUCCCUCCAGGAAGCUUUUGACAAACUUACUCCUCGCCCUGCUGGGAUUAUAGACCAACUGAGCUUAGUACCAAACAUCAACGAGCCACUUAAAGUGACAGCCAGCGUGUAUAUCCCGGCACACGGGCGCUUGGUUUGCGGGCGUGAAGAUGGCAGCAUCGUUAUUGUGCCAGCAACACAGACUGCUAUAGUUCAGCUGCUGCAGGGAGAGCACACGCUUCGGAGAGGUUGGCCACCUCACCGGACUCUCCGAGGCCAUCGAAACAAAAUUACAUGUUUACUGUAUCCUCAUCAGGUUUCUUCUCGUUACGACCAAAGGUAUUUGAUCUCAGGUGGUGUGGAUUUCUCAGUCAUCAUAUGGGAUAUAUUUUCUGGAGAGAUGAAACAUAUCUUCUGUGUACAUGGGGGAGAAAUAACACAGCUUCUAGUUCCACCAGAAAACUGUAGUGCAAGAGUCCAGCACUGUGUGUGCUCUGUUGCCAGUGAUCACUCAGUAGGUCUUCUGAGUCUGCGGGAGAAAAAGUGCAUCAUGCUGGCAUCCCGUCACCUUUUCCCUAUUCAAGUAAUAAAAUGGAGGCCUUCCGAUGACUAUCUGGUGGUGGGGUGUUCAGACGGGUCUGUGUACGUCUGGCAGAUGGAUACUGGCGCGCUGGACAGGUGUGUGAUGGGAAUAACGGCGGUGGAAAUCCUCAACGCCUGCGACGAGGCAGUCCCGGCGGCGGUGGACGCCCUGAGCCAUCCCGCCGUCAACCUGAAGCAGGCCAUGACUCGCCGCAGCCUGGCCGCUCUGAAAAACGUGGCGCAUCAGAAACUCCAGACUCUGGCCACUAACCUGCUCGCCCCCGAAGCGUCUGACAAGGGGAAUUUACCUAAAUAUUCACACAACUCCCUGAUGGUUCAGGCUAUAAAGACUAACUUAACCGAUCCAGAUAUACAUGUGCUCUUCUUUGAUGUAGAAGCCCUGAUUAUCCAGCUCCUGACUGAGGAGGCCUCCAGGCCCAACACUGCACUCAUUUCUCCAGAGAAUUUACAGAAAGCCUCCAGCGGGUCUGACAAAGGAGGCUCCUUUUUGACUGGUAAGCGAGCAGCCGUCCUCUUCCAGCAGGUGAAGGAAACAAUCAAAGAGAAUAUAAAAGAGCAUCUUCUUGAUGAUGAAGAUGAGGAUGAAGACUCGAUUAGGCAGAGGAGAGAAGACGGUGACCCGGAAUAUCGCUCUAGCAAAUCCAAACCGUUAACUUUAUUAGAAUAUAAUCUAACCAUGGAUACGGCAAAGCUUUUUAUGUCCUGCCUUCAUGCCUGGGGCCUGAAUUCUGUUCUAGAUGAGCUUUGCCUUGAUCGUCUCGGGAUGCUUAAGCCCCACUGUUCGGUGUCCUUCGGCCUCCUGUCCAGAGGAGGCCACAUGUCUCUGAUGCUUCCUGGCUAUAACCAGCCUGUAGGCAAACCGUCCUACGACAGCGUGGAGUUGGGCAGGAAAAUGUCCAUUACAGAAGGACUCGGAAAGGGGACGUACGGCGUGUCGCGUGCCGUCACCACGCAGCAUCUCCUCUCUGUCAUCUCGCUGGCCAACACGCUGAUGAGUAUGACCAACGCAACUUUUAUCGGAGACCACAUGAAGAAAGGUCCGACCAGGCCACCCAGGCCAGGCACUCCUGAGAUGUCAAGAGGGAAGGCAGCCCCUCCGAUUUCAAGUCAUGCAGCCCAAGGACAAAUUAAACAAGUUGCUCCUGCUGUUUCUUCUAGCACUGAAGCUGGUCACUCUGGCUCUGACACUGCUCCUACUUUACAUACCUGUUUCUUAGUCAAUGAAGGGUGGAGCCAGCUCGCUGCUAUGCACUGUGUGAUGCUCCCCGACCUGCUGGGGCUGGAUAAAUUCAGACCACCUCUUCUGGAGAUGCUGGCUCGCAGGUGGCAGGAUCGAUGCUUGGAGGUAAGAGAAGCUGCCCAGGCCUUACUGCUAGCGGAGCUGAGAAGAAUCGAGCAGGCAGGGCGGAAAGAAACCAUUGACGCGUGGGCUCCUUACUUACCCCAGUACAUUGACAGCGUUAUAUCACCCGGAGUAACCACAGAAGCCAUUCAGACCGGUGGUGCAAGCCCAGAUUUGUCGGGAACAGAAGGCAAAGUUCAGGAAGAGGAGCACGACCUGGUCGACGAUGACAUCACGGCAGGUUGCCUGUCGGGUCUCCCCCAAACAAAAAAAAUAUCCACGUCCUACGAAGAGAGGCGGAAGCAAGCCACGGCCAUCGUCCUGCUGGGGGUGAUCGGGGCAGAAUUUGGAGCUGAAAUCGAACCGCCAAAGCUCCUCACGCGGCCACGCAGUUCCAGUCAGAUUCCCGAGGGAUUUGGGUUGACCAGCGGCGGAUCGAAUUAUUCCUUGGCGAGGCAUACGUGCAAGGCGCUGACGUUCCUGCUGCUGCAGCCGCCCGGCCCCAAGCUGCCGGCGCACAGCACCAUCCGCAGAACCGCCAUCGACCUCAUCGGCCGCGGCUUCACCGUCUGGGAGCCCUACAUGGACGUCUCGGCCGUGCUCAUGGGCCUCCUGGAGCUCUGCGCCGACGCGGAGAAGCAGCUUGCCAACAUCACAAUGGGGCUGCCCCUGAGCCCGGCCGCCGACUCUGCCCGCUCGGCGCGACACGCGCUCUCCCUCAUCGCCACGGCCAGACCGCCCGCCUUCAUCACCACCAUCGCCAAGGAGGUGCACAGGCACACCGCCCUGGCAGCCAACACGCAGUCGCAGCAGAACAUUCACACCACCACCCUCGCCCGGGCCAAGGGAGAGAUCUUGAGAGUCAUCGAGAUACUUAUUGAGAAGAUGCCCACCGACGUUGUGGACCUGCUGGUGGAGGUUAUGGACAUCAUCAUGUAUUGCCUUGAAGGAUCUUUAGUUAAGAAGAAAGGUCUUCAGGAAUGCUUCCCAGCCAUCUGCAGGUUCUACAUGGUCAGCUAUUACGAGCGGAGUCACAGAAUAGCGGUGGGAGCUCGCCAUGGUUCAGUGGCCCUCUACGACAUCCGGACUGGGAAAUGUCAGACCAUCCACGGCCACAAAGGACCCAUAACUGCGGUGGCUUUUGCCCCCGACGGCCGGUACCUCGCCACGUACUCCAACUCCGACAGCCACCUCUCCUUCUGGCAGAUGAACACCUCCCUCCUGGGGAGCAUCGGCAUGCUCAACUCCGCGCCCCAGCUCCGCUGCAUCAAAACCUACCAGGUGCCGCCGGUGCAGCCCGCCUCGCCGGGCUCCCACAACGCCCUCAGGCUGGCUCGCCUCAUCUGGACCUCCAACCGCAACGUCAUCCUCAUGGCCCACGACGGCAAGGAGCAUCGCUUUAUGGUCUAGGCCGGGAGGAGGAAGGCACUGGGAACGCCGCGCUCCCUGCGUGGGGCUCGGUGACACCACGACACGACCCCCCCUCAGCAUCCCACCCCCCAGCUUCAGCCCGCCCGAGCCCGGCCCCUUCCUCGCUGGAUCUCCAGCUCACGCCCCCAUCCGACACGUUUUGUGGUUUGGGUUUGGGUUUUUUUUUUUGGGGUUUUGUUUUUUCCUUCGGAGACCCUCGCAGAAUCUCAGUGUUUACCAAAAAGGCUCGUGUUUACAUGGACGUUCUCCCAGGGACCGCUGACCGACGGCGGGUGGCACGACUCGGAUUUCUUCCCGGGGGGGCUCGCUGCGGCGGAUGCCGCGGGGAUUGAGUUUUGGGGAGGGGGGGGGUGGGCCCACGUGCUGAUCCGAAGGGGAUGUUUGCUCACACAAAAUCUCAGUUUUCGAGAGAAUUGGAAGCGCAGCUGCGCCCAGUCACUGCUUGCGGUAGUCUGGAAGAAAGAAUAAUAGUCCACAUGUAAAUAAAUUAAAAAAAAAAAAAAAAAAAAAAAAUCUCUUGAAGAUGGAAUAGCAAACUUGAAAAAAAGGAGUAUUUAUAUAUAAAGGUGGGUUUUGCUACCAGUGCAGGUAUUUAUUAAAAAAAAAUAAAAUAAAAAAAAAAAGACAAAAAGCUUUUUCUUCCGAAAGCUGCUCCCAUUUGUGCCGGGCCGCGCAAAGGACACGGGCCCUGGAGGGGGCGGCACCGGCGCGGAGCAAUUCCGGCUGGAAAAAGGGGGAAAAGUGUGUAGGAGGUAAGUUAUUUGAAUGGAUAUAUUGAAACAUUUUCUUCAGUAGGCAUAAUCCUGUGUAACGUUAGCUGUGACCGUGUUUCCCUCUUCUUACAUAUCUAAUUUUGUGAAAUAUUUAACAGUGUGAAAGUAUGCUGGUUUACGCUCACAGUAAAGAAAAAAAAUCUAUGAAAUACUAUUUUAUUUAAACAUAUUGAUGUAUAUGUUUGUAUAGCUUUUUCUUUGCCAUUUUUGUCUGAAAAGCUCACAGAAUUAAGGCUGUCUUUACGUAAUAAAGUAAAAAUGGUACUUAGAGAAUCUUCCCUUCCCCAAAAAGGAAUAAAUGGUUUUCAAACGGCUUCUAAAUAUGAAAAGCAUUGAUUUUUAUUUUUUUUUUUAGGUGGUCUGUGUAGUACACUGUACAUGAAAGUGAGAUUUACAAUCCAGAAGCUACAUAUCUGUUUGCUGUUUAAAAAUAAUUUAAAAAAAAAAUCUAAAAAGCAAGAAAUUAAGACCGUUAGGAAUGUUUACCGCAAGCUGCUGUAAAGUUUAAUCUUUUUUUUUUCCUCUGGCGGGAAUGUGGCGUAUAGUGGAGAACUCUGUAGUAGGACAUCAGGGCCUUUUCUAAGUGAACUGACGCACCGUGCAUGUACAUUGUGUUUAUACGGAUAUAGAUGUAACCUUGGAGAUUUAAAAUAAAGAACGAAAGAAAGUAAAAGAGGAGAGCUAACAGAUUUAUCAUCCGUAGGAUAAAAUGCUGUGAUUUUCAGCGUAGGCUUCCGAGGAGGGUGCUCAGGUACCCUGCAGGCGUCCCGCCACCGGUAGCCCGGGGCCCGAUCCGUUAGGUUAUGGUAGAGAUCACAUACAGACAUAUAUAUAUAUAUAAUAUAUAUAUAUGUGUGUGUGUGUGUGCUGGCUCUCACAACAGAAUGGUGUGGCCCCAGCAGGAACGUGCCCCACGCCCCCUUUGUGGCCGAGUGAAGAGCCCUCUCCAGUCAGAGACGCGCCGAAACGUUUGGAGCUGGAAGCGAGCCGGGGAUUUCCCCCCGCCGCCCCAGGCAGUCGGGGGGCAGGAGGAGCCGAGGGACCGGCCCGUCUCGCCGUGGCUGGGGGGUGACCCCGCGAAACCCAGCCCUGAGAGCCGCCCUGAAAUGUGUCUUGUCAUCCCGGCGCGAGCUUUUAGUGCUUUAUUGAUCUGUUAGUGCUGUGUUUGGACUUGUCCUUGUAAAUGCGGAGACGCGCGUGGCUUCGUUGGCGGUUCACAAGCAAAAGGUCGACGCGGUGAGGCGCCCGUGUGAAAAUGUUGUGAUGAUUGAAGUCGCCGCGCGUGGGGAAUGGUCCCCGUGUCUGCCUCUCCAGCAGCUUCUCGGCAAAUCCGCUCCCUGUCCUCUCUCUGUACUAAACCUCCCGGUGUAAAUACGCUUGUGAAAUAAAACGGAAUUGUAUUGCA